Messenger RNA from Aureobasidium subglaciale EXF-2481, 408 nucleotides. RefSeq lists its product as uncharacterized. The record is from RefSeq and is a predicted model, not a curated record. Bases 1 to 408 code for a protein of 135 amino acids. Lineage: Eukaryota; Fungi; Ascomycota; Dothideomycetes; Dothideales; Saccotheciaceae. The transcript has a single exon.
AUGCUACUCAACAAAGGUGUUGAUAGCAACUCCGAAGGUGGAAAGUACGGCAAUGCACUUGAGGCAGCCUCUAGAGGAGGCCAUGAGACAAUUUUGCAAAUCUUGCUGAACUGGCGCUUCGAUCAGCUCGCAGAAGAUGAAAUGAGUAAUGCGUUCACUGAAUCCCAUGAUUCAGGUUAUAGCUCUCUUGGGCCUCUGCUCAGAUGCGAAAAGCACGUUUCUCACGAGCAAGUCAACGCGCUGGACAGGGACGAAGAUGCCCAGUCCAAUUUGACAGUCCAGACCGAUAUUCAGUCAUCUGCUGAAUCACAGACAUUUUCCAAUAUCAAAGAAACUGCCGCUCGUGAGGUUAAGCAGUCCUUCCUUGGGAUUAGCGACAUAUCCCGGGCUCUACGAAGAAGGUCUUAG